This is a messenger RNA of Passer domesticus (house sparrow), 1675 nucleotides long. Its product is annotated as acrosin-like. NCBI's taxonomy places the organism in Eukaryota, Metazoa, Chordata, Aves, Passeriformes, Passeridae. Bases 61 to 1218 code for a protein of 385 amino acids. Gene Ontology annotation, molecular function: serine-type endopeptidase activity. Gene Ontology annotation, biological process: acrosome reaction; proteolysis. The transcript has 5 exons. The record is from RefSeq and is a predicted model, not a curated record.
GGCCGUGGUGCCACCAGAGGUGACAGCUGUGCUCUGGCUCUGCCACCUGCGCUGGCACCGAUGGCUUUGCUGGGGCUGCUCGUCCUGCUGGCCCUGGCCGGGCCCGCGGGGGCCACCUGGGACACCUGCAGAGGCACCUGCGGGCUCUGGCCCAUGGUUUUGAACGAGACCUCGGCCAUUCCUGAGUACGGAUCCUCGCGUUCUGCCAAGAGCCCAACCCUCGAAGUCAACCCGGGGGCCUGGCCUGGCAUCGCCAGCAUCCAGGUCACCUGGGACAACGGCACGUGGCACAUGUGCUCCGGGGCACUGAUCAGCCACCGCUGGGUCCUCACGGCCGCCAGCUGCUUCAUCGGGGCUGGGGAUGUCCUCAAGUGGAAGGUGGUGGUCGGGGCCACAGACCUGGCCCAGCCGGGCGCCGCGGCCGAGGUGUUCCAGAUCAAGCAGGUCCUGAAGCACCAGAACUACGACGAGGCCACGGCCAUGAACAACAUCGCCCUGCUGGAGCUGGAGCAGCCCGUGGAGUGCAGCGACUACGUCCAGCUGGGCUGCGUGCCCGACAGCUCCCUGGCAGUGCCCGAGCUGAAAACCUGCUACGUGGCGGGCUGGAGAGCCACCCCGGACAGCGCCCCCAGCCCACGCCUGGUGCUGCAGGAGGCCAAGGUGCGGCUCAUCGACGUCCAGCUGUGCAACAGCAGCCGCUGGUACGGGGGGGCCGUGCACCCCCAGGACCUGUGCGCGGGGUACCCGCGGGGCGGCAUCGACACCUGCCAGGGGGACAUCGGGGGUCCCCUGGUCUGCAAGGACAACGUUAAGGAGAACUUCUGGCUGGUGGGCCUGGCCAGCUGGGGCAAGGGCUGUGCCAGGGCCAGGAGGCCUGGCAUCUUCACCUCCACCCAGCACUUCCACUCCUGGAUCAGCGCCCACGCCGGCCCCAGCCCCACAGGGCCGGCACCAGUACCAAAGGCCACCCUGAACUCGCCAGAGCCACCAGAACUGCAGCCACCACCACCAGAGCCAGAACCAGAGCCAGAACCAGAGCCAGAACCAGAACCGGAGCCAGAACCAGAACCGGAGCCAGAACCGGAACCGGAGCCAGAACCGGAGCCAGAACCGGAGCCAGAAUCGGUCAUGGACAUUUCCUUCCCAAAACAGACCCUGACUCGAUUCCUCAGGAAGCUGCAGGAGGUGCUGGAGCUCCUGAAGGACAGGACAGGGUGAGAGCGGGGGCAGCAGAUCCCUUCUGGCUGCAGAGGAUGGCAGCAGCCCCGCUGGGGCCGUGCCGGGGCCAGCUCAGCCCGGGGCUGCUGUGCCCUGCCCACCCUGAGCCCACCCCACGGAUGCUCCCGUUGAUUUAAUCCUUGGAUUAAAGUUGUGUUGCCCCUGGUGCGGGUUUAGGGAUGGAAUUCUCCAGCGCGGUGAUGCUAAAACCAAACCCAUGCUCCUUCCACAAAAGGCAAAGACGAGGGGUUAAAAACAAUUUACUGCAAACAGCCAUGAGAUAAGGAAUCAAACAAUUAUUUGCAGCAAUAUUAAUUAGAAAAGGUGUAAGACAAAGCAGUGAUUUACAUGGAAAUCCUGUGGCAACACCUUACCACGUUUUAUCCUGGAAGUGAUGCCCUUGUCCACGAAGUGAGAGGGGACACUGCCAGUGUCACUGCCCUGGGGCCUGGACGUG